AUGUUUAGUAUCAACUUUACAGGUUCCAGUUUUUAUUUUCCUCUAAAUGCAGAAAGUUCAAGAGAGAAAUGGGAAGAUUUAUUUCCACGGGAAAUAUAUCCAGUACUUGCUUUCGUGGGACCACCUUCAGCAUUUCCUAUUCGUCCUGAAAAUCGAAUAUUUCAUCGUUAUUUAGAAUGGAGUAGUAAUAUUAAUACGUUGAUUGAUAGUUAUAUUCGUCACUCGUUGAUCAAGCCAAUAGUUGGGAUUCAUUUAAGAAAUGGAAGAGAUUUUUUAAAUGCUUGUUCACAUUUGAAGAGUGGCCUAAAUGUCUUGUUUUCAAGUGCACAAUGCCAUGGUGAUUUUAAUGAAUUUCCUCCAAAUAAUUCUUCAAACAAUCUUCUAUGGGGUUCGUUUGAUGAAGGCAAAAGCGUUUAUAUAGCAACUGAUAAUGAUCCUAUGCUACAAUCAAUUCGUCAUUACCUAAUUAACACAACAGAGAUGAUACAACAAGUUGUGUGGUCGACUCAUCGAAGACCUGAAGAAGAUAUGGCAUUAUUGGCAAGAAUUGAUCUAGCUAUCCUCAACUGUGUAUCAACAUAUUCUGCUGCUAUCAAACGUGAACGUGAUAUAAAGAAUUUACCUAGUAUGUUCUUUGGUUUAAAUAUUGAAGAUCAAAGAGGUUUAGAAGUAUUAUGCAUUUCAUCAGAUAAAAGUACCGAUGACUGGUGGUUAAAAUUUUACAGGAAGUAA
Molecule: messenger RNA, 732 nt
Organism: Heterobilharzia americana
Lineage: Eukaryota; Metazoa; Platyhelminthes; Trematoda; Strigeidida; Schistosomatidae
Source: the annotation of a GenBank genome assembly